Messenger RNA from Ilyonectria robusta, 2268 nucleotides. Its product is annotated as heterokaryon incompatibility protein-domain-containing protein. The transcript is spliced from 2 exons. The record is from RefSeq and is a predicted model, not a curated record. Bases 1 to 2268 code for a protein of 755 amino acids. Lineage: Eukaryota; Fungi; Ascomycota; Sordariomycetes; Hypocreales; Nectriaceae.
AUGUCCGCACUCGAGCCUACAGUACUAUGCACCACCUGCACUGGCAUCUUCACCGGCAGGUGGGACACCCAGCUGAGGGGAUGGAAGAGAGACAGCCGCAAGCCGAUAACUCCAUUCAACCAAGAACCGGCUUUUGGGACAGCUUACGAGCACGGCAUGGAGCCGUACGUCCAUGCACAGGCUGCCACUGCGACGCUGUCGUAUCCCCACCAUACCGUCGCUGAGCUGCGGGUGUCUGCGGCCAACUGCCCGCUGUGUAGGAUCGUCGAGCUGUUCUUUGACGCACCAGACGGGCUAGACAACGCCCUCACCGACUACAUGGACGGCCGAAAGCCGGUGGGAAAGGACCGAUGGAAUGACGAAGAAAUCGAAUCAGCCAAGGGAUAUGUGUUCAUGUAUACGGAGAGAGGCAAACAGAGCAAGUUGAUCUUUCGGUAUCAUGUACACGAGCACUGGGAAGCCACCAGACACAAGGAUGUUAACCGCACCAUUGGGGAGCGGGAGGGCAAUCUAAAGGACGUGAAGUUGGAAAUGUAUGACCUGGCAGACGACAAGAACAAGUGCCUCGUGGAUUGGACCACCAAAGGAACUACGCUUGAGAGAAUAUCCAAGUGGCUCGAAGAGGAUGUCGAUUUGGAGAAACAUUUACCUCAGCACCAUCCAAGGCAACUGCCCACGCGCCUUCUUCAUCUGACCAAGGGCGCAUCGGAUCCGAGCGUGCAGCUGGUUAACUCCAAGGACACUGCCAUGGACGUGAAUACGCGAUAUAUCGCGCUCAGUCAUAGCUGGGGGAAGUCCAUGCCUAUCACACUGAUUGAAAGUCGCCUUGCCGAAUUCUCCACCAUGGGCAUUGCAUUUGGGGACCUACCACGGACCUUCCAAGAUGCAGCGAAACUUGCUCUUGAUCUCGGCUACGAGUAUAUCUGGAUAGACUCACUCUGUAUCAUCCAGGACUCUCCUUCGGACUGGCUGCACGAGGCUCAGAGGAUGGCAACUGUGUACACAUUUAGCCACCUCACCAUUGCGGCUUCAGCCUCGACCAGCACUACGACUGGGCUUUCCCCUGUCAACCCCAGACCUCGGACAGUAAUUGUUCGUCCAACCUGGCUCGGUAUGAUUAAUGGAUUCGGAGUGAAUCCACAGCAGACACUGAGAAUUGACGAUGGAUUGUUUACUCGGUUCUUCCACGCCAUAACCACAGCGCCCCUAAACUCACGAGGCUGGACAUACCAGGAAUACGCACUAUCGCCGCGGGUCCUGCACUGUGCGGAGGGUGAAUGGUGGUGGGAUAGCAUCUCUUCUCCAGGCAUUCACCGCGAAUCUUCGACGGAGCCACAGCGCUGGUAUACUGGCCCUAUAUCCAUUUCCUGGCCAGAUAGUCGCAGUUUAUACGACGUGAAGCCGCGGACUCAUCCGCCUAUCCAGGGAGCAUUGAUUUGGGACCGUUUUGUAAGCCAAUACAACCAACGAGCGCUUACCAAGAGGCGAGACAAGAUGGUCGCGUUUGGCGCAGUGACAGAGAUAUUUGGAAGGGUGUACAAUCUACCGGUUGGAGAGCAGAAUGAGUACGUUGCUGGGUUAUGGAAGAGCUAUUUGCCGCUUGGUUUGCAAUGGACUGUGGCGGAGCGAGCAGAGCGUUACACCAUUCAGCCCGGUGAAGAGGACGAGAAAUACGUCAUUCCCUCAUGGUCAUGGGCGUCUGUCAAUGGGCUUGUUCGUUUUAGCGACAGGAAAGUCUUGAAAAAUGAACGAGCAAAGAUGAUUGAGGGAAUGCCAAAAGUCGUGGACGUCGUUGUCACCACCGAAGGCGGCCCGUUUGGUCCAGUCCUGGGAGGCUUCAUCGUACUUCACGGCCCCUUGUUCCGGAUUCGCGUGAACAAAGAGACGAGAACGAUCCAAAAUGGCGCUUGGUUCCGUGGCUUUAAGUUUCUGACGACCGACGACUCAGUCGUGGAGACCAGUAUGGGGCAGUCGUUGUGCCUAGAUAGUUGGGUUGGGGCGGUUGAGACCUGGGCAACUGACCGAAACAUGUAUUGCGCCAUCGUGGAUGAGGACUUAGAGAGCGGUUCGGAUGUAUUUGCGGUCUUGAUGGAGAGAGUUGAGGGACAAGAACGGGGUCUCUACAAAAGGAUUGGCUCAACCAUCGUGGACCGUAGCAGCUCUGGGAUUCUUGAAAAAGCUACAGAGGGCGACAGAAAGGUUUUGAAGGAAGAGGAGUAUAUGGACAUGGAUGAGAAAACAGGGCAUUGCACCUACAAGAUUGUUUAG